AUGGUCAACGCUGCUUUGUCUAUCCAGGUUCGUUACCUGGAAUGUCCGAAGCUGAAAACCAGCAUUGACGCUUUUGGCCUCCGUGACGCCUCAUGGCUCCGCUUCUCGGUGUCCCCCAACGCCAACGCCAAUGGCAACACCCACCUCCGCGCUUGUUCAGUCGAAACCCCUGAGCGGUAUCAUAUUCCUUUCGAACAUAUCGAACUCAUCACAAAGGAUAAUGUCACCCUCAAGUCGUUUCUCUUCAUCCAGAAGAGACGUCUAGAGGAUGCGACAGACAUUCGAACGACUGCCACGACGGAUACCGAGUUUGCCGCACGGCGUCCGACUGUCAUUGUCUUUCACGGAAACGCAGAAAGUUAUGCAGACGGUGUCGUCUUUGCGCGAGUGCUCUACCUCCGCCUGAGGUGCAACGUUGCCCUCGCCAGCUAUCGAGGAUACGGGGAUUGUACAGGUGUACCGUCUGAGCACGGUAUUCAAAUUGACUCUCAGAUCCUUUAUGGUCUCUCAUUGGGAGGAGCAGUCGCAAUCGACCUGGCAAGUCGAAACCCAGAGACGAUUCAUGGCGUCGCGAUAGAGAAUACAUUUCUCUCAUUGCCCAAGAUGCUCCCCGUGCUCAUGCCAGCACUCAAGAGCUUCAAGUGGCUCGUCAAGGAUAAAUGGCGAAGCGAAGUCAAUAUCACCAAGAUUCCAUCGACGACGCCAAUGCUCUUCCUCAGCGGUGCCAAGGACGAAAUUGUGCCACCUGCGCACAUGCAGCAGCUGUAUGAUAUUGCCAUUUCCGAUUUUCCUGAUGCGGACGAUCCCAAAGCCGCGGUUCGCGUUGGAUCUCGGCGCAAAUUUGCUCGGUUUGAGAAUGGAAGACAUAACGAUACAUGGACGCAGCCAGAAUAUCGCAAGGCGCUCCGCGAGUUUAUCGACACCGUCGUCGUCGCGUUUCGUGAAAAGUAA
Molecule: messenger RNA, 951 nt
Organism: Serendipita indica DSM 11827
Lineage: Eukaryota; Fungi; Basidiomycota; Agaricomycetes; Sebacinales; Serendipitaceae
Source: the annotation of a GenBank genome assembly